AUGUACACAGCGGUGCCCUAUCAAUUGUCCUCCUCGCAGGUCCACAGGGAGAAAUCAGCAUCCCGAUUCACCUUCGAGGAGAAAGCGAGCUGGGUAGACGCCCUGGGUAAACUGAGGAACGUGCCUUCCACCCUCCUCGGGGAGAGGCCGGGGCUCCCCCCGCCCUUUCCCCUCUCGGGCCUCGCCGACCCACAGCGCCGAGCUGAGACGUACCUGGCGCGGUCCCAGAAGCCAAGGUCACAGCCCUGCGGAGAUCUCCCGCAAGGACACAGCCCAGGUCCCCGGUCGCCGCUCCGGCCCGCGGUUCCGCGGCUCCGCCGCUGCCGCCCGCCCGCCGCGCGCAUGCGCAGCAUCGCUCCGCGCUGUCCCACCGCGGACCGCGGGGGUUCUCGGUGCGGCGGGGUCCCCCCAACGCGCGCCCACGCGGGGCCCCGGGAGCUCUCGCAGGCGCCGCUAGGCACGUUAAACGGAGCCCCCCCCAGAAAUGCCUUCGCGAGUCACUUACGUGCCCCACGUUGCCAGUGGGCACUGGGACCGCUCUUCGUGCACCCCACAAAUCCAUUGGUCUCGUCUCGGUCCGCUGCGGGCGGCCCGUCUCCGUGGCCCUUCACGGUGCACGGUGGGCAAACAGCCGAGAACCCCUCGAUCGACUCCCAGCUGCUCGAAGCCACCAGUGUGUUUGAUCCUUGCAGAAACGGCGUCCCGCACACGGUCGUUCAAGGAGUACCAUCCAGUGCCCACUUGGUGCACGAGGACGUGGCCUCGGGGUUGACGCCCUGGACCGCUGACCACAAGUUGACAAGAAGCUGGACAGUGGCUGGCUUCAGGAGGAUGGAUGCCAUCAAUAUCGCUGCCUUUCCAAUGAUCCCAUUGGAGGAGGACCUGGCUGUCUCUGAGGAUGUGCUGAAAGCAAUGAAGAAUGCCAUCAGGAAGGAUUUGGAAGACAACCCACCCACCUGCAUCAUUGGCUCCAUGGACCAGGUGAACCAAAGGAUUACUGAAGUUGAGCUGACCUCCAACCCAGUGGCCAGCCUCCCGGCUAUUGAGAGAUUCGAAGUGGAGAAGAAGGCUUUAAGAGAGAAAAAUCGUGGCGUCCUGGGAGACAGAGACAAGGACCUCAAGCCUCAAGCCACACCCUGUGGGGAGGAGCACAAGAAUGCCAAAUCUUCCAUGUUAAAGAGAAAAACGGCAAAUAAGAAUUUGCUGGUGGAGUUGUACCAGUAUCCUGAUUUUAACCCGUCCGGGCCGAACGAGCUUCCGAAUGGGGUGGACUUCUGUGACAUGGUGGGCAACGUCAUCCGGUCCGAGAAGAACCCCAGCAGUGGCAAGUUUUUCUGUGAGAAAAAAAAAGUCCAGAAGUUCCUGUCUUCUCCUUGCCAACGAGCCAUCCUGCUGGAUAGCUUCUGGUGGAUUUUUCAUGAAAGAUACCAGCCCAACAAGGACCUCCAGCGGAAGCUAUUUGAUCGGAUAUCCAGAAACUACGCCCAUCUUUUAUUUCUUGAACCCCGGUCCUACUAUGAAGAGGCUCUCUUAAAAAGGUUUCCCAACCUCCUGAGUAAAGGCGUCUACACCUGCUUCUGCACCUGCUUCCCGCAGUCCUGGUUCAACACACACGAGUUCAAGACCGCAGUCUGUAACACAAUAAGCCUGUGGCUUUCUGGUAUCUACCCUUGCCCACAAAGCUAUAACGCCUGGGAUAGCUCAGAACUGGACCCCGAGAGAUUCCGCAGAGAAGAAUUAAUGCUACAGAGAAAAAAGCUCAUAAAGGGCAGGGCUUUCUCUGGGCACACGCACAAGAGAUUUUUCUCCCAGAAGUCAGGGAGCAGCAAGAAAUUCAACCACAGUGUGGCAACCCGCUCUGCCCCAGUGCUGAGAACUCCGAGGCGGUGCGAGCAGCAGGCUCCCUCCAUGGCCAAGGGGCAAGACAUUGUGUACUUUUUUUUUUAUUCCUCUCACUCUCUCACUAAUAGGCUUACUGACUUCUGUUUUUCUCCCCUUGAGUUUAAUAUGAGUGCCAUGGCCAUUUCCUCGAAGAAGGAUCCACGUCAACCAGAAGGAAGCACAGCCAUACCGAACACUCUAAAAGAGCAGCCCUAUGAAGCACUAAUGAUGAAAAGAGUUACAAGUCAAUCCAAGGGAGUAAGACCACAUGAGAUUCUGUUACACAAACAGUCUCACCCAGCCUGCAAGAGCCCCGAGGUGGUUGAGAACUACUUCAACAUUUAUGGGAAGAGCCCCUUGAUUGUGUACUUCCUCCAUAACUACGCCAUUCUGCAGCACCACGGCAAGGAUGUGCUGGUAGUCAGGCGGGAGAAGACCAGGAGCAUCCCGGAUCUCACCCCGACGUAUGCUGACGUCAUUGCCCAGGCCCGGAAGAACAUAAAGAAGCGAAAGGACAACCUUGCCAGGCUGAACUGGCUUCACUGGAACGAAUGGAACUUCUUUGAUGAGCUCCUUAAGGAGCAGCAAAGCCACUACUUAAGAGAGGUGGAGAAGAUCAAUCAGAAAGCUGCAGAGCAAAAGAAAAUAAACCACAGAUGUGUGCCCCCAUCAACCUUCACGGAUGAAUAUGUUGACUGGAAAGUCAAAGGAAGCCAUUGCAGAGCCAGAAUGUCUGUUAAGGUGCAAAAGGAAUGGAGAAGAAAUCAACCUAGAUUGUCCAGUCCCUUCCCUCAACCUUUAAAGCCUUGAGAAGCAUCGAACGAUUUCUACAGACACUCCUGUGUUGCCCCUGUACCCCCAGAGAGGAGACGGACACCAAGAAGUCAAAAAGCCUUCUUCUUGGACCUCUUGUCUUCAAGCAUACCUGAAGGGAACCUGGCCCAGAAUAGGAGAAGGCUUCUAGAGGAGGCCUGUGUGCAGUAUUGAAUGCCAUCUCGUGGAGAAACAGCACAGCGAAACGAGAAAGGCAUGUUGCAAGGAGAGACCCCUUCAAUCAUUUCCAGGCCAGAGGACAAAGCCUGGGAAAGUUCACUCUUGCCCUGGGCCAAAGGCUGUGCUGCAAAUAGGAAUUAAGACCCUUCAUUCACGCAUUAACUGAUUCUUUCAUUCAGUUGGCUGUUAACAAUAACCCGGUGGAACACACAGCAUUAUGGAACACACAGCAUUAUCCUGCGCUGCUGCCGAGUCGACUCUGACUCUUUGUGACCCCGUAGGACAGAGUAGAACUGCUUCAUAGGGUGUACAAGACAAUCUUGACGAUAGCAGACAGCUUUAUCUCUCUCCGACAGAGUGGCUGCUGGGUUUGAACACUGACCUUGCAGUUAGCAGCCCAAUGCUUAACUUACUGUGCCACCAGGGUUCUUGACAACAUCAUAGGAUAACCUAAUAGUAGUCAUCAUAAGAGAUGCCAUUUCCCAUCUCUAGACAACUGGACAUACCUUGCAGAGGAGUAGUGGGGAGAUGAG
Molecule: messenger RNA, 3407 nt
Organism: Echinops telfairi (small Madagascar hedgehog)
Lineage: Eukaryota; Metazoa; Chordata; Mammalia; Afrosoricida; Tenrecidae
Gene: FAM227A
Product: family with sequence similarity 227 member A
Exons: 21
Coding region: 1-2691 (896 amino acids)
Source: RefSeq, a predicted model, not a curated record